Ectocarpus sp. CCAP 1310/34 is the source of this 3402-nucleotide messenger RNA. The record is from the annotation of a GenBank genome assembly. NCBI's taxonomy places the organism in Eukaryota, Phaeophyceae, Ectocarpales, Ectocarpaceae.
GAACAAGCACAGCAAGACUGAAGAGCAAGCACAGUAAAUCCACCACUGAUCUCGAACUUACACCCUGCACCCUGCACGAGUAGGUAAUGUUCUAGGGCACGUUUUCUGGUCCGAAGAUUCACCACUAACAUUUUCGUGCACUUCAGUCCGGUGGACCUACCCGAAGAACUGAACCUCACAGGUGGAAAGUAACCGACAGCAACAGCCGCAACGAGAGGAGUCUACGUACUGACCUUCUCCGCUGAAGCACCCUACUUGUAGCCCAGAAGGCGCUAUCUUCGCGUGGAGAGCCGAACCCACUCCGAUGGUGAAGCCCUCGUCAGCGCCGCGAGAUCUCGACUUGGCCGGCCCGGCGGCGGCGGCGUCUCGCUCGGAUCUAACCUUUCGAAGACGCAACAAGGACAACAGCAACGCGGGCAGCGUAGUAGAGCCCUCGCCGGCGCCUCGAGGCCUCGAUUCGACGGGCGCGGCGUCUCGCCCGGAACCCUCCCGUAGACGAAAAGACAAGGGUGACAGCAGCAGCAGCAACACCGUCCCCACGCAGCGCCCCAGAACGCAAGCAGCAACGGACGCGACUUCGGGCUCCGCUGCUCCUGUUGUCGCCGGCAACAACAGCAAACUUCGGAGCCCGCUGGAGCGCUACCUACUGCUGUCCGUCAUGCUGGUGGCGGCGGGCCUGGGCGUCCGGUUCCUGUGGCGGCAGCUCGCCGGCCUGGUCGGCGCGGGGCUCAUCCUCUCCGCCGCCCGCCGCUGGAGCGGCGCCCCUGCUGUAAGAAAGCCUCCUUCCAAUGCUCCUCCUUCCGCCGCCGCUCUUGGUGCUCCCGUCAGCGGUGGCGACCAGACGAUCGAGGCGGCGGCAUCAUCCGCCGCAGCCUGUGAAACGGCUGGGGAUAGGGAGGGCGCCGCCGCCGCCGCCGGAGGCGAGGAGACGGGAAGAAGGGAAGGGGGUGGUGGUGGGGAUGGAGUAGGGACGUGUUUCGCCGACGCUCCCGCGGAGUUGCGGCGGUUCUGGGAGGAUGGGGGCCCCGGGUGUCAGUUCCUCGUCAGGGGACCCAAGUACAUAUCGGACAGGAAAAAGGUGAGAUUCAUCUGUACAUGCGGUGGUGAGUCUAUCUGCCAGAUUCCCGCGGGUCCUGCGGCAAUGCGUCUGGUUCACGUAGACUUCUUCUCGGUGGAGGGGGAAGUGUUCCACGUGGCUUCGAAGGGCAGGUGCCGAGAUCGCGUGUCCGCCUUCCUGAAGAGCUACGAGGACAAGGGCGAGGCCGCCCCGUUCCUCUUCAUCCUCAACAUCUUGGUGCCCGGCAACCCCGUCGUGGCCACUGUAAUGUACUUGGCCCUGGAUCAGACUACUCAGCAGAGGGAAGGGGUUGAUCUCGGCGAGGAGGGGGUUUCUUCCCCUGUACCCGCGGGCGGCAGCGAUAGCGCUCGCCGCAACACGUUUCUUGCGAUGCUUGCGAGGUACGCUGAGGUGCCCGGGUCGGGCUACAAGAAGCUCGAACGCACUCGUUCUCCUUCCUCCCCUUCUCCCCCUCCUUGUAUUUCUAUUUCUUCCUCCUCUUCCUCGUCCCUUGCUCCGACGGCGGCGAGAACCAGCGUUUCCUCCUCCUCUUCCCCCUCCCCGACCCCGUUGUCCUCCUCCGCACCCCCACCAACCCGGUCGCCUCCCUCACGAGAAGAAGAGCGACAGCCGCGGCACGAGGAAAAUGCUUCUGCUUCUUCUUCCCCCCUUCCCCUUGCCGGGGUGGCCGGGUUUGACGGGGGAAACGGACCGCCGGCGGCCGUGAGAGCUGCGGAUGCUGGCGCGGAGGCGUUGUCGACAGGGGCGGUGUCGCGCGGAGGGAGCCUGGGCGGGGCGCCCGCGGAUCGCAACAGCGACCCCGCGGGGCUGUUGCCCAUGGAUGACUUCCGGAACCAGCGGUUCAAGCUGAUCCCGAGCGUGGUCUCCGGGCCGUUUAUCGUCCGCAAGGCCGUGGGAAACAAACCCGCACUGCUGGGGCGCAAGGUCAGCCAGAGGUACUUCCGGGGGGCCGGCUACGUGGAGACGGACGUUGACGUUGGGAGCUCGAUGAUCGCCGAGAAGAUAGUGUCGCUGUGCAGGGGUUACGCGAAAGCUCUCACGGUGGAGCUCGGGAUUUGCCUGGAAGGAAGGUGCGUCGAGGAGCUCCCCGAGACAGUAAUGGGCGUGAUUCGCCUGGUCAACGUCGACAUCGACAUGGCCGAACCGCUUCACCGGAGUCCCUCGUCACCUAGGGGGAGGGGAAGGGGGCGAUAGGAAAAUAGCGCACGUGCACGCGGACCGUCGAUCAGCAGAUUGAAACCGGUGGUACGCACGGGUUGUUUUGCGCUGGGUCGUUCAGUUUCAGCAAGCAACAGCUAUGUGUCCGGAUCUUAGGGUUACCACUCGGUUUGUCGGGAUCGAGAUUGCCAUGGCUGGACCCUACGCGUACCGUCUCUCUCUCUGUCUCUCGGACCAAUCGGUUUGCCGCAAUCGAGGUUGAUAAGGCCGGGUCCUACGCGCGCUGUCCCUCUCUCUCGGACCAAUCGGUUUGUCGGGAUCGAGACUGAAACGCUGGCCGGUCGCACUGUGUCGACGUUGUGUAGCGUGGAGCAGCAGCUAGGAGUGUUCGCCAGAGAGCGGCAAGCGUUUCCCCAGCUCCGCCCGUUUCUCCGCCCGGUGAAUGGUGUAUGUACUACAUGCUACAUAGACAAGAGUCUUUUGUUCCCUCUUUCGGUGUGCUUGUUGUUGGCUUUGGUGUUGUGUGGUGUGCAUUAUCGGCGCUUGGUUGAGAGUGCGGCAGUGCAGGACGUGGGUGGGUAACGUCCGUUGACUGUCGACGACGGCUUCGACAACAACGAAAGGUGCGAGUGUGUGUGUGCAAGGCAUGAUCAAUAGUUGGGCCCACCGCCAGGUUGUUGCGGUUUACGCUUGUGACGGCCCGUGGCGCUAGUCAUGGGGCGGGUUGUUCGUUUGUGCGUGCUCUUGAUGGCUGUUAAACGACUUGAACGUUCGCGGGCUUUUCAGUGUGUUUCUGUUGCGGUUGCGUCGGGCGGCUGUGGCCUUGAUUGCCGCAUGCGUUGUUCUGUCUUUCGUUCGAUCCUUGCCUGACUAGAAGAACCACUGCCGCUUCUAGCCCAUUUACCCGCCCGCCGUUGUUGCUGGGGUGUGGGGAUGGCUGUAGCGCCAGUCAUCGCUCCGUUUUUUGUUGUGUGUGUUCUCUCUUGCAUGCUAAGCUACAGCAGAGCAGCAAGACCCGUUGUUUUUUCCGAUUAUUAGUGGGUACAGCAAAACUUUGUGAUGUUUUGUUACAAUGGCGAUGUACGAUCGAGGUCGUUCGGUCCAUGCCAAGGGGCACUAGAGCUGCAGUUUUCCUGUUUUUCUUCCGUCCCGCCCCCCUGGUGUUU